AUGGAAUGGUUACCAAGAGGAUUACCCAGCAUUCAUGCACCUAUACCGAUUUGUGUACCACCAAAAACUGGACAAAAGCGUCCAGCUACAAGUCCAGCACCUCUUAUACCAUCUCCACAUCAUUUACAAUCUUCUGGAACGGCAAAUAGCGGAACUACUGCUAGUAACGUUGUAUCACAAGCAGCUUCUAAUUUACUUAAUCACGGUUUACCUACAAAUCACAUGGGUGCACAAUCACCAUCUUUAACACAACAUCAAGUUCAUCAACAGGCAGUUGCUGCCGCUGCUGCUGCUGCUCAAGUGCAACAACAAUUAGCUGGUGUUUCUGCAAAUCUUAACCCAAAUGCUUCAGGCGGACGCGGUUCUUUCGCAGCAGCGCUACGAAACUUAGCCAAACAAGCCGAUAUUAAAGAAGAUGAAGACGGUGUAGUAAGAGAACGUAAUGAACGAACUUCAUCAGCCGGUGGCGUACAACCAUCAGUAGGAGUUCCAAAUACAAAUACUAUUGUUACAAAUUCUAAUCAAUCUCGAUCAACAAUUUCGAAUGAUCGCCUAUCAUCAUCAGUAGUAUCAGCAGCUGCAAUUGAUGAUCGUUCAAUAGCGAAGAAACGUUCUGCUCCAUCACCGCAGCCACCAGAGAAAAUUGCUAGAUUAAAUCCACCACAAGCUGCAUCUAUACAGCCGGAACUAUUAGCCCGUAGUGGUUUUCAGCCUUAUCGAUCGGACGAACGUCUUUUGCAUCCAGCUGGUGCUUUUCCUUUAGAAGCAUAUUCUCCUUUUGGUGCAUUUCCCGGUAUGCCGCCAGGUGCAUUUCUUAAUCCUGCGAGUUUACCAUACUCUGAGCAAUUGUAUUUGGACCAGCGAUAUCAAAUGUUACGUGCAGCCGGAGCACAUCAUUCUCAUCCACACGCUUUGUACCCUCAAAUAGCUCCGUCCUAUGCUUCACAUCUGUAUUCUAUGAUACCAGGUGCAACUUUAGGUUUAGGACCUGCGUUGCAUGAACGUUUAAAAUUAGAAGAAGAACAUCGUGCGCGUAUAGCACGUGAAGAGGAGCGUGAACGUGAAAUGCAACGCGAAAAAGAAAGAGAAUUAAGAGAACAACGAGAAAGAGAACAACGUGAAAAAGAGCAAAGAGAAAGGGAACAACGUGAAAAGGAGCAACGUGAAAAGGAACAAAAGGAAAAGGAGGCACGUGAAAGAGAGAUGAGGGAAAAAGAACGUGAGGCAAGAGAAAGAGAGCGACAACAAUUACUUACUGCUUCACAUCAUUAUUCAAAUACUCUUUAUUCACCAUUAAAUCGAAAUUUACUUGGAUCUAUGAUACCGCACCUAAAUCUGGGACUCCGAGCUCCGCCGGGCGGAAUACAUUCUUUGCCAGCAAUAUCGCCCUAUCAUGCAGCUACUCAACGUCAAAGCCCACAUAAUCCUAUGGGACUUAAUUUAGGUUUAAGCGGUUUAGCUGGAGUUCCAUCCCUAUCGCAUGGACCACCAAAUCUACCACAUCAUUUACAACAAGCUGCAUUAGGACUAGCACAUCCAGCUGCUGCUGGUUUAACUCAUCCAGGUUUUUCUGCUGCUGCUCUGGGAUUAACACAUCAUAGCCUCAGUUUAGGUCAUCCACAUAUAUCACCACACCAUCCAGUAAUUACGUCGGCCCACCAAAUGCCGUCUCAUUCUUCGGCAGUAUCGCAUACAUCUACCGCAACUACAUCUCCACAUAACAGCGUAAAUAUAAGUGCAAGUUCAGCACUUCCUCUUAAAUUAUCAGAAUCAAAUAGUAUAACUUCACUGGCACCAUCUAUAACUACUUCUUCGAGCGCUGCACAACAAUCUUCGUCUCACAUUCCAUCAAUGAACAAUGCGCUUUACUAUGCCCACCCUAGUCAUCAUUUGGCUGCUAUGCAUGCUGCAAGCGCGUUAACACCAACUGCUGCACAUCAACAUAGCCCAGCGCCGUUAUCGUUAUCGCUAAAUCAAGUACAUUCACAUACUUCUUCGCCGACAGUAUUAGUGCAUUCUAAAUGA
Teleopsis dalmanni is the source of this 2025-nucleotide messenger RNA. RefSeq names its product genetic suppressor element 1-like. Bases 1 to 2025 code for a protein of 674 amino acids. The record is from RefSeq and is a predicted model, not a curated record. NCBI's taxonomy places the organism in Eukaryota, Metazoa, Arthropoda, Insecta, Diptera, Diopsidae. The transcript is spliced from 4 exons.